Messenger RNA from Aspergillus calidoustus, 12384 nucleotides. The record is from the annotation of a GenBank genome assembly. Lineage: Eukaryota; Fungi; Ascomycota; Eurotiomycetes; Eurotiales; Aspergillaceae.
ACUCUCAGAAGGGUUGUUCGGUAGAUAGGCGACUAGCAGGAGGAUUGCUCAAUAAGGGAGACCUAGAUGCAGUCCAUAUGCUCGAUAGCCUUCCUAUCCUUUCAAUUGACACUCUGUAUCUCGUCUCCUCGUCGCCUCUCAGGCAGGCGGUGCCAAAGCACUUUCGUCCUCACUUCCAAUUCAAUAGGUCGUAAAGCCGCCCGGCAGCAUCAAUUUCCACCUCGCUGUAAAUAAGAAACGAUUGAAAAGAGAGAUGGCGACAAUGUCUGGCCUCGGUUGCCGUGUUGAAAUGCGGUUGCUGGCUUUUGCUGAGGAUCAAAACAAAGAUCCGCGAGCCCCGUCAGAAAUUAAGUUAAGCGGUGGAUUUAGGCUCGGCGCGGGGAAGUCAAGGCCUUAUUGCCCUACUUUUGGCUGUGAUGGAUAGCUACAUAUCCUGUCUCAUGGACAAUCGAUUAUAUUGGAGUACGAUGAUUGGGUUUGGAUUUGAUUUUGAUUUGGCUAGGUGCUGACUGGGAGUUGAGCUUUGGAUGUGCUAAAACGCGUUGGCUUCUGAAUGACAUAGGGCUAGCCUCUCGGAGUCUACAAGAUAUACUAAGUGAUGAUUUGACCCUCUCUGCGAUGUUGUAAAAGUGAAGUCUGUCAGCAAUCAUAGUCACCGGUCACUUACUGAGUUCGAGCCACUGUAUCACAGCACCUGAGAAAGUCGCAAGGGCUUCUCAUAUCCACUCUCAACUCGGGUUGGAUUACCCAAAGAGGAAGACUUUGGCUCUCCAAUUUAUUAUCGUUCGAGUACUGUAAUCAACAUCGCACACCAACUGUCGCUUACGGAGCAGCCUCAAGCAGUUAUCUUACCGUCUUGCUCGUAGGGUUCGCAGCCAUGUCCUUGUAGGCAGUCGAUGGAACUGGGAGAUUUUGCCUUUCUUUCACCGCGCAUCUGGAGAACAAAGAAGGAGCCAAAAGUCGCGUGCACUCGCGCUUGUUUGAGAAAACCCUUCUGCAGCUAGUGACGGAUCGUAGAUGAUGAGCAGGGGGCUUGCUGCAGUCAGAAAAUAGUGAUGGGCCUCUGCAUUGAAUCCUCCUUCCUUAGACCCUCGCCUGGUGCUGUUGUUGUGAGACACAAGAACGAGAAGACGAAGCGCACUCGAUGAAGACCAAGGGGAAAUCCCACAAACCUGAGACUUCGAAGUUGGAGUCGAGCUUCUAACGGCUUUCGCGGCUGGGUUGGGCAUACACUACUAGACAUGACAGCCCCUAGACGGCCAGCUGAAUGCCAUAUGGAGACCGCUGCUGCCCUGUUCAUCCUUGGUUGCCCGUUGGGUAACUCCAUUUCAAGCUCGGGUACCGGAGCAGCAGGAAGACCCAUCAUAGUCGUUUGAAUAAAGGCCCUCGUUUAAUUGGCAAUCUGGCAACUUGGCCAUUCGGUGACGGUGUGCGUGGCGGACAAGGCAGGCGUCCCUCUUGCAAACAGGGCGAGAAGUCCGGUAUUCGGCCGUUUGAUCGUUUCCCGAUUUUCCCCGACCUCUUGCAGCCUCUCACCCCACCUGCGCGGACGCAGUCGGUGAACCUAAAGCGGGCAAGACCGAGGAGAGGAUAUCGGGUAAAUUCGGAGAGAGGGCAGCAUUGGCAUCUCCGCCCGUCAUGUGAUGACUGUGCGGACGCAUCCGAUGCGAGCACCACUGAGACGCUGCAGCCGGAGCGUGAGAGUCGAGGCUAGGAGCAGAGCGACUUCGCUUGGAAAUUGGGUGUCUUCUCGGGUUCCAUGAUUGUCUCUCUCUCCAAGCGUCGAGUCACCCCGUCAAGAGAAAAUUUGGUCAGGCAAUGCUGAACCCGUUGUUGCUGGUGGGUCAUGUAAUCGUCGUAUGUUGCUGGACAUUGGACAGUGGUUGGAGUACGCUUUUCAGUCGCAACUCGAAGCAAGGCCGCUUCCGGUCAUCGUAGCACCGCAGGCAGUUGGAUACGGGGAAAAGCGGUGGAUAUGGGGUAGCAACUGCGAGGCCCAAUCAUGAUAGAGUCAAUCAGCAAGAAACAAUAAUAGAUCCAUCCUCCUGGUGUGCUGCACUGCUGUUGCUCCGAACACUGAGCAGAUUAGUGAGUUAGUGCCCAGUAGGAAAGGGACACACGACCCGGCAUGGGGGAAAUGGAAGUGGUUUGCUUUAUGUAUUAUUAUUAUCAUCUGAAAUCUCAGAGUUCUUAUCAAGCUCGGGAAUCCUAGCUUCGAGUCACCCGAAGGAUGCAUUGUCGGGUCGAGUCCAAGACUCCAAGUUCAUCUAUUUUCGUAAUUACUCGUACGGGAUUCCCGUAUUGAACGGACCGCUCAGCAACUUUCCCGGGGUUUUGAAUUUGCAGGCCACCUAUUGGCCGGGGCUUCCACCGGCAUGGAGGGCUGGCCGGGGAACCCGUCGUCAUGGACAACGGAUUAUGGAUUUACGACAUCAAGUCGAGGCGUCUAACUAUGGAUACCAAUGCCGUUUGAUUUGGCAUCGGGCGAAGACAAGUGAGAUUAUUGUCGCAAGUCAAGCUGAAUUCACUUGAAGGGGGUGAGUCGAUGGCUCGGAGGGAUGUGCUGGGGAAAGCCCAACGGGCCAAUCCGGAUCCCUCUUUGAAAGACAAAAUGCGGCUCGGGGCCCCGAUUUCGGGGGAGGAGAAGAGGGGAAGCCCUGGCUGACGCCUCGGAGAUUAAAGGACGUAACGAGUCCGGUCGGGGAGGGGUUGGAGAUUUGGAGAAGACAAGAGGGAGGAAACUCAGGAAAGGGGGGUGUUCCGGACUGGAAAGGGAUAGCGCGCAGCUUGGCCGUUGUCGGAAGCAGAGUCUCCUGGGGGGAGCUGUAACGUUGUACCGCUCCGUGCCAGUAAUUGACCAAUGCGGCGGUGCCAAAAAUACAUAUGUUGCUCGCAGCUGCGUAUGGGCUAGUAAGGGCCAAGUAACCACUGAUCGCCCGACGGAAUGCACUUGGGCGUGGGGUAUGCAAGUCCUUUUGCUAGGGGAAAUCGAGCGCCUUGCCGGAGGGUCCUUUGCGCCUGUCGGUUGCCCUGAGACCACCAACUGCCCAGUGCACUUUUAUCAAUGGCCUGAGCCACCAAGCCUUCGCUCGGAGCUUCUAAGCCCAACCGCGUACGCAGAUUACUCCGUACUCGCCGUAUUUUCUCAAUGUUUGUUCACGCUGCGCAAAAGAGGGGAAGCUGGACCCUUCACAUUAAGUGUCUGCUUUCUCGGGCUCCUUUGAAGUAAACUCGGAAUAAUAAAUUGUUGGCUGUCUCAGCCGACUCCAACGUGUGCAAUAAAUUGUCUUUCCUCUGCGAGGCUGCGAUCAUAGCCUUGGCGUCUCUGCCUCCUUGCUGAUUCCAGCGUCGUUGUCUGCCAAGACGGAUGAUUCUCAGACAACCGGGCUUACUUUUUUUUCGUAUCUUCAUGUCGUCCGACUUUGUUCAGGUUGUUUGUGCCUCCUGGAGAAGAAGAGUUGACCAUGUGCACUCCCGUUGAGAAUGCAUGCUGACCAAGUGCCUGGGACCACAGGUGGGAUAAGCACUGCAUCCUUGUACUUGCCCCACUGCCAUGGUGUCCAAUCAUCCAUUCAGCCGGGACUUUUGAUCUCGUUUAGGGCGGAGAAGAAGAAAAAAAGAAAGCAAGAAGCAUGAACGAAGUGUUUUGUCGACGCUGCGCUUGUUUACUUUAGGCUAGCGGCUGCCCUUCUUCAGAGUCUCCUGUCCACGUCGACUUUCCAGCCCGGCCGGAGGAGGUAAAGAUGGAGCACAGAUCAUGAAACAGAGGACUCGGCUGAGGUGGCAAAUCCAAGAGGGCUCCCGAGUCUGACUCACUGCGCACAGCUUGACCUCGAAGGACACCGUUGCCUGCCUUCCUGGAUUAUUAUCCGAGUCGACGCCAUGAUUUGCGCCUGCGACCCAUCGCAAAGGUCGUUCUGUCUGAGUCUCAUGAGCAGUGUGCAUUGGGUCGCCAAUUAAGAGUUUGAGAAUCAACAUGGUGGUCAUACCAUUUGUUGAUCUGUUCAGGCCUAUCUUCGGUUCUCUUUCGAUGCCUGAGUUGCAGCAAUUCUUCGUUUCUUCUUUUGAACAUUUUUAGUAUUCCAUGGCCAGCCAAUGGCUGAACCACAGGAACUGGUGGUUUAAGGUUGCCUGGGCCGAUGGACUCGGAUGGAGACUCGUUGCGGCGAGCCUAGGAGUAUACAUCGGGUGUUCACGGAAUGGUCUUCACCGAGAAAAUUGACCUGAAUCAGCAUGUAGUUGCACUGUGUGCCUUUUCAAACGAUCACCGAGGGCGAUGCACUCGAGCAUGCCACAGAGGAUAAUUUGAACAGAGAAUCGGGGCCAGCGCUGCCGAGAGACGCGUGUAAAAUAUUGUGAAAUUCCAAUACCAGCAGGUUCCCACUAGCGUCCCCUCACAAGCACUUUGCUUUUCUGGCCCCACUGGCUUGGAUCUUGACGUAGGAGAAACCUAAUCUUCUUGGUUAAAAGGUUGAAAAGCCAGUGUCCUGAUUGGCUGCUGCCCUCUUAUCUCUGACCUGCUCCCCAGGCUUUGGAGUGCAUCCGGCUGCAUCAAACACGCUGUUCAUGAUGGAGGAACUUACCCUGACGGCAUGGGCCGAGCGCAUUCAAAGGGUAUUUGUACAGCCAAUGCGGCAUAAACUGAAGAUGGGUGGAUGGAAGAUAUUAACAACAUUGAUGGGCUCGUCGCAUGUGAAGACGUUCCUGGCCCUCUCCAGCGCAACACUUGGAAGUUGUGGCGGAUGUUUUGUUGCCAGGAGCGGAAGCCGCCGAAAACGCUCUCUGUUGCUCGCCUGUUGCUGCGUAUUUCUUGACUGCAGCAACGGAAAGGGUAUGCAUUUCUUUUUCUUCUCCGUCUGCACCUCGUAGUCUGUAGGCCAUUUACAGCGCACUAAUUACUUUCACCUAUGCCCUGGAGAGCAAAGGGAAUUUGCCACGGUGGACAGGCAUUGUCGUCGAUCUCCACUGCUGUAUUUUUCCCUCAUUAGUCUUCCAGAUUCAAGCAGUCAAGCCCUCUCCCACCAGCCCAACGAGCUGUACCGCGCCAUACCAUACCCAUACCAGUCUCGCCCGUAUCGGAGUCUCGAGACGAAAUCCCCGGACCUCUGGCUCCCGUCCUCUCUCCCGCCCAGUAACUUUUUUUUUUUUACUACGCGCAUUAUUCCCCUCCCCCUCCUUCUUUUAUUUCCCCUCUCCCCCCUCCACUUCGUCUGCUUCUCUCUCUCCUUUUCUCACUUUUCUACGAAAUACCCCGGAGCAAGACGUUGGGCGAAACACCUCCGCGAUUGCCAUUACGCUGCCCACGCUCCGCCAUUGACGACAGAGUCCAGACUAUACAUCCACGACUCCCGACCCCGCCCAGACUCACCAGCGGCGGCCGUUACCCUAACUGCGAUCACGACUCCCCCAGUUUCUGCCAUUCCAUUCUCUGUCGGCCACCGGCGGAAGAAUGGGUCUGAACUUGGAGGAAAUCUAUGGCCAAACUAUAGUUGAGGAGCAGAGUCCAAACGAAUAUUCGGAGUACCAGCCCAAGAAGGGAUAUGGCUGGGCCAACACUUUGCCCGAGCGGCAAGGUCUCUACGACCCCGAAUAUGAAAAGGAUGCUUGCGGUGUAGGCUUUGCUGCCAAUAUUAAAGGCAAGGCAAGCCACAAGAUUGUUAGCGAUGCCCGAAACCUGCUAUGUAACAUGACGCACCGAGGUGCUGUCGGUUCGGACGCGCGCGAUGGAGAUGGUGCCGGUGUAAUGACCAGUAUCCCCCACAAGUUUUUCAUCAAAAACUUUGCUCGCGAAGUCGGAGUGGACCUCCCUCCGCUCGGCCAGUAUGCCGUCGGUAACCUCUUUUUCAAGCCGGAUGAGGAGGCUCUGAAGGAGUCCAUUAAAACAUUCGAGGAGAUUGCCACAUCACUAGGACUGCGCGUACUAGGGUGGCGUGAGGUCCCUCGCGAUUCUACCAUCCUGGGUCCCGCAGCCCUUUCCCGCGAGCCCACGAUCCUGCAGCCCUUUGUGGUCCUCAAAUCCGCUUACGGCGAAGGAAACAAGCCCGAAAUCACAGAUGUAGAGCAGUUUGACCAGAGAACAUUCGAGAUCCAGCUGUACAUCCUGCGAAAGCGCGCUACUCACAUCAUCGGCCUUGCCAACUGGUUCUACCUGUGCUCUCUCAGCAACCGCAACAUUGUGUACAAGGGUCAGCUUGCCCCCGUGCAGGUCUACCAGUACUACCACGAUCUUGUCAACGUUGACUACGAGGGUCACUUUGCCCUGGUCCACUCCCGUUUCUCUACCAACACAUUUCCCUCCUGGGACCGCGCACAGCCUCUGCGAUGGGCCGCUCACAACGGUGAAAUCAACACUCUGCGAGGAAACAAGAACUGGAUGCGCGCGCGUGAGGGCCUGCUAAAGUCCGAGAUUUUUGGAGAUGAGCUCGAGUCGCUGCUUCCUGUUGUUGAGGAUGGUGGCUCCGACUCUGCUGCUUUCGACAACGUCCUGGAGCUGUUGAUGAUCAACGGUGUUCUCUCUCUGCCCGAGGCCGUCAUGAUUAUGAUUCCCGAGGCGUGGCAAGACAACCCAGCAAUGGAUCCCUCCAAGGCCGCUUUCUACGAAUGGGCUGCCUGCCAGAUGGAACCCUGGGACGGUCCAGCUCUUUUCACUUUCUCCGACGGCCGCUACUGUGGCGCCAACCUGGACCGAAACGGUCUUCGCCCUUGCCGUUUCUAUGUGACCGAUGAUGACCGUAUCAUUUGCGCCUCUGAAGUUGGUGCGGUGGACAUUGACCAGGAACGGGUCAUCCAAAAGGGUCGUCUGCAGCCCGGUAAGAUGUUGCUGGUCGACACUGUCGCGGGCCGUAUUAUCGACGACUCUGAACUCAAGUACACCGUAUCCCACCGCCAGGAUUUCACCGCUUGGCUGGAGAAGGAGCUCGUGAAGCUGCCCGCCAUCACCGACAAGCUGGUUGAGCAAAACGUGGAUAUCCGCCACACUCUCGACAACAGCACUAUCCAGAACGACCCCCGCUUGAAGGCCUUUGGUUACUCUUUUGAGCAGGUUACUCUUCUCCUUGGUCCUAUGGGUGCCGACUCUAAGGAAGCCCUUGGUUCCAUGGGCAACGAUGCUCCUCUGGCAUGCAUUGCCAAGCAGCCGCGUCUUCUCUAUGAGUACUUCCGUCAGCUCUUCGCUCAGGUCACCAACCCGCCCAUCGAUCCUAUCCGUGAGGCUGUUGUCAUGUCCCUAGAGUGCUAUGUUGGUCCCCAGGGCAACCUUCUGGCCAUGGACCCCUCUCAGUGCCGCCGCUUGCUUCUUCCCUCUCCUAUCUUGAGCAUCCCCGAGUUCAAUGCCCUCAAGAACAUCAACAGUGUUCACAAGGACUGGACUGUCCGAUUCAUCGACAUUACCUUUGAGAAGAAGAAGGGUGUGCCCGGAUACAUUGAAGCCCUUGACCGUAUCUGCGAUGCUGCCACCGAAGCCAUCCAGGCCGGCGACAAGAUGCUCAUCCUGUCUGACCGCGCCACCUCCGCUGACAGAGUCCCCGUGUCUGCUCUGCUGGCCACUGGUCUCGUCCACCACCACUUGGUCCGCAACAAGUGGCGAUCUUCUGCCGCUUUGAUUGUUGAGACUGCCGAAGCUCGCGAGGUUCACCACAUGUGCGUUCUUGUCGGUUAUGGUGCUGAUGGUAUCAACCCUUACCUCGCCAUGGAGUGCAUUCUCAAGAUGAACAGGGAGAACUUGAUCCGUAAGCAAAUCUCUGACGAGAAGGUCAUUGAAAACUACAAGGCCUCCUGCGAUGGUGGUAUCCUCAAAGUCAUGAGCAAGAUGGGUAUCUCCACUCUGCAAUCUUACAAGGGUGCUCAGAUCUUCGAAGCUCUCGGUAUCGACGACAGCGUCAUUGAUCGCUGCUUCGCUGGUACUGCCAGCCGUAUCCGCGGUAUGACUUUCGAGCUUAUCGCUCAGGAUGCGUUUGCCUUCCACGAGCGUGGUUACGCCUCCCGCUCCAUUGUUGACAUCCCUGGUCUGACCGAGACUGGAGAGUACCACUGGCGUGAUGGCGGUGAGGAUCACAUCAACGACCCCGUCAGCAUUGCCAACGUCCAGGACGCCGUCCGCACCAAGAACGACAAGUCUUACGAGGCAUAUGCCAAGGCUGCCCAUGAGCAGAUCAAGAACUGCACUCUCCGUGGUAUGCUCGAGUUUGACUUUGACCAGCGGACCCCCAUCCCCAUCGACCAGGUCGAGCCCUGGACCGAGAUUGUCCGCCGCUUCGUGACUGGUGCAAUGUCCUACGGAUCCAUCUCCAUGGAAUCUCACUCUACCCUGGCUAUUGCCAUGAACCGCCUCGGUGGAAAGUCCAACACUGGUGAAGGUGGUGAAGACCCCGAGCGCAGCAAGCGGAUGGAAAACGGCGACACCAUGCGCUCUGCCAUCAAGCAGAUUGCCUCUGGUCGCUUCGGUGUCACCUCCCACUACCUCGCCGAUGCCGACGAGCUGCAGAUCAAGAUGGCCCAGGGAGCCAAGCCCGGCGAGGGUGGUGAACUCCCCGGCCACAAGGUCGUCGGACCCAUCGCGCACACCCGCUACUCGACCCCCGGCGUCGGUCUCAUCUCACCCCCUCCCCACCACGACAUCUACUCGAUCGAAGAUCUCAAGCAGCUCAUCUACGACCUCAAGUGCUCCAACCCGCGCGCCCGCGUCUCCGUCAAGCUCGUUUCCGAGGUUGGCGUCGGUAUCGUCGCCUCUGGUGUCGCCAAGGCCAAGGCUGACCACAUCCUCAUAUCCGGCCAUGACGGCGGUACCGGUGCCUCGCGCUGGACUGGUAUCAAGUAUGCCGGUCUCCCCUGGGAACUUGGUCUGGCCGAAACUCACCAGACGCUUGUUCUUAACGAUCUCCGUGGUCGUGUUAUUGUCCAGACUGAUGGACAGAUCCGAACCGGCCGUGAUGUCGCCGUCGCCUGUCUGCUUGGAGCAGAGGAAUUUGGCUUCGCCACCACCCCUUUGAUCGCCAUGGGCUGUAUUAUGAUGAGAAAAUGCCACCUUAAUACCUGCCCGGUUGGUAUUGCGACUCAGGAUCCGGAGCUUCGCAAGAAGUUUGAGGGCCAGCCAGAGCACGUGAUCAACUUCUUCUACUACAUCGCCAACGAGCUGCGUGCCAUCAUGGCUAAACUUGGCGUCCGCACUAUCAAUGAGAUGGUCGGUCGCGCCGAAUUGCUCAAGGUUAGGGACGAUCUUCGCAACCCUAAGCAGCAGAACAUCGAUCUCUCCCUCAUUCUCACUCCCGCCCACUCGCUCCGCCCUGGUGUAGCGACAUACAACACAAGGAAACAGGACCACCGUCUGCAUACUCGUCUCGACAACAAGCUCAUUGCCGAGUCCGAGCUCGCUUUGGAGAAGGGUCUGCCUUGCCGUGUUGAGUGCGACGUUGUCAACACCGAUCGCGCACUGGGUGCCACCCUAUCCUACCAGGUCAGCCGUCGUUACGGUGGAGAAGGUCUCCCGCAGGAUACUAUUCACGCCAACAUCAAGGGUUCUGCCGGUCAGUCGUUUGGUGCCUAUCUUGCCCCUGGUAUCACCCUGGAGCUCGAAGGUGAUGCCAACGACUACGUUGGCAAGGGCUUGUCAGGUGGUCGCCUUAUUGUCUACCCGCCUCGCGGUGCUGCGUACAAAGCCGAGGAGAACGUCAUCGUCGGAAACACCUGUCUGUAUGGUGCCACACGCGGUACGUGCUUCUUCCGCGGCGUCGCUGCUGAACGUUUCGCUGUCCGUAACUCUGGCGCUACUGCUGUCGUUGAAGGUGUUGGUGACCAUUGUGCCGAAUACAUGACCGGUGGCCGCGUGGUUGUCCUUGGUCCAACUGGACGUAACUUUGCUGCUGGUAUGUCUGGUGGUAUUGCCUAUGUCUUGGACAUGAACCAAGACUUCGUCUCCAAGGUCAACAUGGAAAUGGUCGAGCUUUCUGGCCUUGAAGACCCUGCUGAAAUCGCUUUCCUUCGUGGGUUGAUUGAGGAUCACCACCAUUACACUGGUUCUGAGUUGGCUGCCCGUAUCCUGCUGGACUUCACCCGUGCCCUCCCUCACUUCGUCAAGGUGCUGCCUACCGACUACAAGCGCGUUAUGCAGGAGGAAGCCGCCAAAGCCGCUGCUGCAAAGAAGGCUGAGACCACUCUUCCUCUGCGAACCAGCACUCCCGCCAAGGAGGAGAAGCCCAAGGCCGAGACCGACGCCAAGAAGGCCGAGCUUUUGGAUAUCGAGGACAGUGUCACAGACUCCAAGGUGGAGAAGAAGAGGACCGCUCUUAUCCUCGACAAGACCCGCGGCUUCAUGAAGUACAGCCGCCGCAGCGAGAAGUACCGCAACCCGGCCACCCGUACUCGUGACUGGGCUGAACUGUCCAACCGCCUCACUGAGGACGAGCUCAAGUACCAGUCUGCUCGUUGCAUGGACUGUGGUGUUCCUUUCUGCCAGUCUGACACUGGUUGCCCCAUUUCCAACAUCAUUCCCAAGUGGAAUGAAUUGGUGUUCCAGAACCAGUGGCAGGAUGCCCUUAACCGUCUGCUCAUGACCAACAACUUCCCUGAAUUCACUGGCCGUGUCUGCCCUGCUCCUUGCGAGGGUGCUUGUGUCCUCGGUAUCAACGAGGAUCCCGUCGGUAUCAAGUCUAUCGAGUGCGCCAUCAUUGACCGCGGUUUCGAAAUGGGCUGGAUGGUUCCUCGUCCUCCUCCUGUCCGCACUGGCAAGACCGUUGCCAUCAUCGGAUCUGGUCCUGCUGGUCUCGCGGCUGCGGAUCAGCUCAACCGCGCUGGCCACAGCGUGACUGUCUAUGAGCGUGCUGACCGUAUUGGUGGUCUGCUCAUGUACGGUAUCCCCAACAUGAAGCUCGAUAAGAAGAUCGUUCAGCGCCGUGUUGAUCUCAUGGCCGCCGAGGGCAUCAAGUUUGUCACCAGCACCUCCGUUGGACCCGACAGCGAUGUGACUCUUGACUCCCUCCGCGAGACUAACGAUGCUGUCAUCCUUGCUACCGGUGCCACCGUUGCUCGUGACCUCAAGGUCCCUGGCCGUGAGCUUGAUGGUAUCCACUUUGCCAUGCAGUUCCUGCACCGCAACACCAAGUCUCUCCUCGACUCCGAGCUGGCCGAUGGUUCUUACAUCUCCGCCAAGGACAAGCACGUCGUCGUCAUCGGUGGUGGUGACACCGGUAACGACUGCAUUGGUACCUCCGUCCGCCACGGCGCCAAGUCCGUCGUCAACUUCGAGUUGCUACCCCAGCCUCCGCCAGAGCGUGCCCGCGACAACCCAUGGCCCCAGUGGCCCCGCAUCUACCGUGUCGACUACGGCCACGCCGAAGUCAAGACCCACAUGGGCAAGGACCCUCGCGAGUUCUGCAUCAUGUCCAAGGAGUUCGUCGAUGACGGCAACGGCCGCGUCAAGGGCAUCAACACUGUCCGCGUCGAAUGGACCAAGAGCGCCACUGGCGGUUGGGACAUGAAGACGGUCGAGGGCAGCGAGCAGUUCUUCCCUGCCGACCUCGUCCUCCUCUCCAUGGGUUUCCUCGGCCCCGAGGACCGUCUCCUCGGCGAGGAGAUUGAGCGCGAUGCCCGCAAGAACGUCAAGACUACCCCCGGCCACUACGGCACCAACGUCCCUGGCGUGUACGCCGCUGGUGACUGCCGCCGUGGACAGUCUCUCAUCGUCUGGGGUAUUAACGAAGGUCGCCAGUGCGCUCGCGAGGUCGACACCUUCCUCUCCGGCAUCAGCUCUCAGCUCCCUGUGACCGGUGGUAUCGUCCGCCGCCCUGCCAUCGACGCAGUCCGCCAGGCCACUGAGCAGAUUGUUGUUGCCGCAUAAAUACAUCCAAACCAAAGAAAGAAAAAAAAGACAAAAUCCCAAUAGAAUUUCGGCACGCCGGACAGGCUCCUGCGCGACGACAGGCUUCAUUCUAUUCUCACGAUGACGAUGAUCUAUGAAUAAUACCAGCGUCGAAAAGCGAAAGGAAGGAAAAUUUACUACUGGAUCAGCGGGUUAUAUGUUGGUGGGUUUGUACUCUAUCUCUAAUUCGACAGUUUCCUGCAUGGUCAUGGUUAGAUGGGGGAAUGUUCUCGAUUUUUACAACACCUGAUAUAUUGUGCGUUCUUUUGUCUGUUACUCUUGUUGUUUUUCCCGUGCUUCUGGUUGCAGCGUCUUUGUUCAAAAUACUCGGCAAGGAGUUGGAGCGUGUGCAAUCUUCUUCUUUCAAGUUGUACAUAUUUCUUUCUUGUCAAUACAGUAUUUCACCUACAGUACUACAUUCGAGUAAAGCCAGUUGCUUUUGAAUAGAACUUGAUUCGUACUAAGCCCAAUAAUCAUCAACAAAGGAGAUGUAUAUGCAAAAAUUCAGGGAACGUAAAACCAUGGGAAGCUAC